UACAAACGGUCUUAUUAAUUAGGAGUAUUUUAGAUGAUGGCACCUAGCUAGAUAUUUAGCUAAAACUGUUUUUGGGGAAGAACAUUGUUUGCAUCCAUCAGCUAGCUUUUUUUUUCAUGACCAGCACUGUCCAGAGUUUGGGGAGGUGUGUCUGCGCUCGGGCGACAGCGGCCGGCAGGAAUCGGGAGGCAUCCAAACACAGGAACAGACACAGGGACAGGAGUGGAGGGAACAGAGAUGACCACAGUCACACCCGGUGCUCAGCACGAGGUGACAGAGACCUAGGAGAGUUCCUGCGUGAUAAAGAGCAGCAGCUGGAGCGUUUUUCAGAGGGAGGAGGAUGGAGGAGCAGAAAAAAAGAGAGGAGAGGAGACAACAGCAGGAAGAGGAGGAGAAGGAGAGACUGGAGGCCUUGGUGAGAAGACGGGAGAGAGGGGGAGAGAGGGAGAGACCGAUGGGGGAGGACAGCAGAGACUCUAUGGAGAACAGGCCUAAACGCUGGACCUGGGGAGGACCGCCUGGAGGGGGAGAGGGUCACCCUAAGACCCCGCCCUCUCAUGCUAUUGGCUCAGCUCUGCCUCAUCAUCCCGCCUCAGCUGCCAGCCCCAACCAAUCCAGGAACGUGUGUGACUUCUUGACACCGCCCUCCUCGGACCAGCCAAUCACCAAACGGCUCUCCAACUCUUCAGCCUCCCUGCACUCACCAGAUAGAGUGUGUGGUGUGUCCCCUCGUUUAGCGUCCCCUAGCCCCCAGCGGCCGGCCUACAAAGGUUCCCCCACCAGGAAGACCAGUAAUGGGCCCCCGGAGGACAAGACCCCCAAAACACCCACAACAGAGAGAGGCCUCGCCCCCUGUCUGACUGACUCUUCAAUGAGACGCCUUGAAUCUCCGACCACUCCGACCAGAAGCUCCUCCCCCAGAGCCCAGAGCAAAGGACUGGGCACGCCCAAAAGGGUGAGGUCAACUAAGAGUCGCGCCCAGUCCCCCUGCUCUCCGGGACAGUAUCCUCCCUCCCCCCUCCGCCAGCGAACCCCGAUAACCGAGGGCAACCAGGAGGCCAGGGGUCAUGGAAACCUAGAGAGGAAGUCCUCUAAGCUGGACACACCAGAGAAGAAGACCUCCAAGUCCUCCAGCAGAGACCUUGCGGCAGAGUCUCCAGGUACGCCCACAGGCAGGAACGUUGCCGGGACAUUGGAUGCGGAGGAGGCUUCUAGACUGUUGGCUGAGAGGCGUCGUCUGGCCAGAAUACAGAAAGAACAGGAGGACAAACUACGACAGGAGGAGGAGAGGCUGAGAGCGGAGGAGGAGCAGAGGAGAGAGCAGGAGGCACUGGAGCGGCAGGCAAGAGAGGCGCAACAAGCGGAGGAGGAGAGAGAGAGAUGGGAAGAGGAGAGGAAGACCAGAGAGGACGAGGAGAGAAGGACAAAGGAGAGACGUUGGAAAGACAUGCAGGAUCAGCUGGACCGAGAGAGAGAGGAGGCGUGUCUGCGUGCUCACAGGGAGACAGAUAGGAAGAGGCAGGAGAGAGAACUGUUGCAGGUACAGGAGGAGCAGGAGAGACUGCAGAGGAAGAAGCGGAUUGAGGAGAUCAUGAAGAGGACACGUAAGAGUGAGACGGACUCCUUAUGCCCAGGUGUGUGUGACGUGAACGGGGGCCAGGCAGGACAUGUCAGGGAGUUGGAUCAGGAAGAGUCCCCCAUCAUCACGCUGGGACCCCUGGAGAGUAAGAGCUGUGGAGGGGACGAGCUGUCUGACGGGGUGCAGUCUAUGGACGUCAGUCCAGUGUCCAGGGAUGAGUUGGGUAGCGUUCAAGAGUUCUCUCCCAUCAGCGAUGGGUUAAACAGCAUGAGUAACACCCAAACCCUUGAGCACCUCCUGGAUCUCACCGCCCAGCCAGAAACGUCCCUUUACCCCAUGCUGCAGGCCGGCAGUGCUGCAGCCCUGGGAGACCUCAACAAGAACCUGCUGAUACAGGAUUAUAACCCCUCCUCCUUCACUAGCUCCUCCCCAAGCUCUGCCCAACUUCUCCACAACCUUAGCCCUGGCAAACUAGACAUCUAGUAACCAGGGCGUUGGGUAGGACAACUAGCUGUUGGGUGCAAAGAGGAGCUAGGAGCAGCAAGGGGGUCUCUCCUCUCCUCCUGCUUCCCCCAUCAGAGAGAGACCAGCUCCUUGCACCUCCGCCCUCACCCCUCUUUAGGGGAGAGACCCUCCCCAUGCACCCCCGGCUUCCACAGAGAACAACAACCGCUCAAUGUAUGGCUCGCCCUCAUCUAUACAACUCAACCACAGGAGGCUGCUGAGGGGAGGACGGCUCAUAAUAAUGUCCGGGAACGGCAUCAAACACCUUGAAACCAUGUGCCUGACGUAUUCGGUACCAUUCCACUAAUGCCGCUCCAGUCAUUACCAUGAGCCAUUCUCCCCAAUUAAGGUGCCACCAACCUCCUCGACAUAUCUACCGCUGAAUUCCCCCUUCAAACACACUGACAUGUACACACAGUUAAUACUCUCCCGGUAAAGUAAAGCUUUUUCUCUGUGUCCUGGCUGUAUGAUAUUGUGCAUAAAGGUGUGUCAGUGUUGAGAGGAGGAUGAUGUAAUAGUAUGGUUGUGUUAUCCUCCUGUAGCAUUAAUUAUGUGGUUAACACUGAUCAUGUGACCCUGUAGCAACUUCAUUGGAGAACACCUCUCCUCCUCCUGUAUAUACUAUAGUCACACAGCUGUUAACUAGCUCUAGGUAGAAGUUGCCCCUAACCACAGAUCUAGGAACAGAUCUUUCUAACCCUCAAUAACUAACUAUUGGGGAGAUUAAAAUAUAGUUUGACCCUGUAUCAGUGGUUAGUGGCAACAGUCGUUACAACGUCAGGUUGUAACGACUUUGUUUGGAGUUUCUGUCUGUCAGUGUUUCUAGUGGUGGAAGGUUAUAUCCCACCACCACUGAUGUGCUGCACUACUGUUUGCCAGGACUCAGGAGUCCAUUCGACUACUAUUGGUUCUUAGAACUCAGCUAGCCAGUCUAGAUAUGUUAACCUCCUGCAACUGGAGAAACCUACUCAUCUACAGAUGUGGAUGAUAUAGUAAGACAAAAGUCUGGCCUCAGUUGAUAUGCUUUUGUCCACCACCGCUCCACGGUGGUGCAUCAAAACACAUGUGGAAGACUGGAGCAUCUCUGAAUAUAAUCUCUGCAAAAACAAAUGAAAACUGUGAAUGGUGUCAUAUUUUUUAGCUAUUUACAGGGUUGGGGGAUAUUGAAAAGAUGUGGCGUGUUUUUGGCUCGCUGUGUGUACGCUAGCUGUGGUGUAGUUAGUGUGCACGGUGUGGUUGUGUAACAGCUCUGAAAACACUCAUCUCUGCUUUGGAAACACUGCUCUCCUUAUCUUGCCUCUGCUCUGAACUGGACUGUUUAUGCUGCAACUACCAGUCAACCUACAGCAGGGGUCUUCACCUGCAGUCCUGGAGGGCUACUGCGUGUGCAGGCUUUCGUUCACACCUGAUUCCACUGAUCUUGGUUCAUACUGAAGACGGUGAUUAGUUGAAUCAAGUGGGUUUGGGACAGGGCUGAAACAAAAGCCUGCAUAGCCAGGCAAGUAGUUCUCUAGCACUAAAGUUGGAGAACCCUGUCCUACAGUAUCUCACCAGUCUGUGUACUCACUCAGUCAGUCAACUCUGUAACAGACUCUGGUGUGCAACCGCUAUAUUCACUAUGACUGUGGCUUUACCUCAUAGAGAUUUAUCUCACUACAGAGGACAAUUCACAGUCUGCUGUCUACUACUGCUGUGAAUUCUAUAAUCAUACAUUCUCGCUGUACUGUAACUGUCUGGUUCGGGUCCUACUGUAACUCUUGCCUAUGCUUUGCUCUGGGGUAAGGUGUAGCUCAGCAUGUGCGCUCCCUCUCCUCGCUGAUUCCAUCUCUGUUUCAGUUCCCCCUGAAGGGCAGUGUAAGGUGUCAAUCAUUCCUCAUGACCCAGCUAACCCUGUGAGGGGGAACACUCUGAAUUGUGUGCAUUAAUGGCUGUAAUAAUGAUGCUGUAUCUCAAUUACUGGACUAGAGUAGGCAAAGGCCUGGAAUGUCCACUUAUCUUUGCUGUCUUCAGUGCAUCGGACUCUUGAUUUAGUUAACAUGUAUUUCCGUCCAUCUCUCUUCCUCUCUCUUUCUGUACUCAUUAUCUCAUGCUUUCAGAGGCUGUUAACAUUCAUUGUAUCCUAAGGGAUAAUGUAGUUAAACUUAAGACUUAAGGUCAGAAUAUUAUUCACUAAAUGUCACUGAACACAGAUGUCACUGCAGCUUGGCGGAAUAUAUAACUGUAGAUGUGGUGCAUGGUUCUAACUGCUGAAAAACAACAAUAAAACAUCAUCAAGCCAUG
Messenger RNA from Oncorhynchus masou masou (cherry salmon), 4363 nucleotides. RefSeq names its product MAP7 domain-containing protein 2-like. Lineage: Eukaryota; Metazoa; Chordata; Actinopteri; Salmoniformes; Salmonidae. The record is from RefSeq and is a predicted model, not a curated record. Gene Ontology annotation, cellular component: microtubule cytoskeleton. Bases 341 to 2062 code for a protein of 573 amino acids. Gene Ontology annotation, biological process: microtubule cytoskeleton organization. The transcript is spliced from 16 exons.